Messenger RNA from Tetrahymena thermophila SB210, 999 nucleotides. RefSeq names its product tetratricopeptide repeat protein. The transcript has a single exon. Gene Ontology annotation, molecular function: protein binding. NCBI's taxonomy places the organism in Eukaryota, Ciliophora, Oligohymenophorea, Hymenostomatida, Tetrahymenidae. The record is from RefSeq and is a predicted model, not a curated record.
AUGGAAGAGUCUAAAGGUGUAUAGUUUUUUGAUGUUGAGAGCUUCCCUCCAUAAAAGUUAUUUGAGCUAGCUGAAGAAAAUUUUGUUAAAGUUAAUUAUGCAGAUGCAGAAUACUACUAUUAGCUAUGUAUUUAAAAAGAUCCUGAGUAAGAAGAAGCUGUUUCUUAGUAUGCUGAGUGCUUGAAGACUUAAGGCAAAUUCGAGCAAUCAAUUGAAGUUUUGAAAAAGGCUAUUGAGCGUAGAUUUAAUUAAACUGGAGCUCAUGGAGGUGAUUAUAAGAAAUAUUUGUAAUUAGCUGAGUUAAUGGAUGGCGAAGAAAGUAUUAAGUUAUAUGAGUAAGGUAUUAAGCUCAUACAAGAAGGUGUAAUGAAUGGAACUCUAAAUCAUGAAAACAAGGAUGUUAAAAGAGAUUUGAGUGAAGCAUUUUCUGGGCUUGCUGAAGUCUUUUAAACUGAUUUCCUUCAUUUAGCAGAAAGUGAGCCUAAAGUUGUUGAAUGCAUCUAAAAAGCUAUGGAAGCAGAUCCUACUGCACUUGAUGCUCACCUUUAAUAAACUAAUUAUUAUCUCAAUAAAGAAAAUGAAGAAGAAGCAAAAAAAUCAAUAAAAAUAGUUAUAGAUGGUUUAGCUAAUAUGAAAGAAGACGAUGAUAGUUAUGAUGACAGUUUUAAGCUAAACGCUGCUAAAUUAUGUGUUGAAGUCAGUGAAUUUUCUCUUCCUAUUCCAAUUUUAGAAACACUUGUAUUAUCUAACGAUAGUAACUACGAAGCAUAUUAUAUGUUAGCAUAUUGCCAUUACAAGACUUAGAAUUACUAUACAGCUCUUGAAUAUACUGAGUCUCUCUUAGCUAAAAAAGAUUUAUAAGAAGACGAAGAAAUUUUUACUGCUACUUAAGAACUUAAGGAUGAGUUAGAUAAAUAAGAUUUCAACUAGGCUAAGGAUGCAAAUGAUAUGGAAGGCUAAUAAGAAGGAGAAGAAGAAGACUGGAUGGAUUUAGAGUGA